GUGUAUCCUUUUAGUAAUUGUAUCUUUCGCUCUCUCUCUCUCUCUCUGGCUUUGGGUAGUCGAAAAUCAUCGUUCAUCUGAUCUUGUGCUUUGUCCAUGGCUAACAAGAUGAGCUAUGGAGCCUCUUCAUCUUCUCGUCGGUGGAAGUAUGAUGUCUUCCUGAGUUUUCGUGGUCGGGACACACGCUCGAACUUCAUCGAUUUCCUCUAUACAGCGUUGGCCCAAAGUGGGAUUCACACCUUUAGAGAAGAGGAAGAACUAAACUUAGGAGAGGAUAUCUCUUCAAAACUGAUGGCAGCCAUAGAAGGUUCUAGGAUUGCCAUUAUCGUCUUCUCUGAAAAUUAUGCUUCUUCCACCUGGUGCCUUAGGGAGCUGGUGAAGAUCCUCGAAUGCAAGAAAGAUGGCCGAACAGAAAAGGUUCUACCUGUUUUCUACCAUAUGGAUCCAUCUGAUGUUAAGAAACAGAGGAAUUCUUAUGCGGAGGCAUUUAAGAGACACGAAGAACGUUUCAAGAAUGAAAUGGCGAAGGUGGAGACGUGGAGGACUGCUCUCACAGAAGCGGCCAAUUUAAAAGGCUGGGCAGUUGCAAAUGGGAAUGAGACGACGCUCAUAGGGAAAAUUGUUGAGCAUGUAUUGUCAAUAACGAGCCAGACACACUUGCACGUUGCAGAAUAUCCAAUUGGGUUAGAUUCCCACAUUGAGCGUAUUGCUUGUUUGCUAAAUGAUGGAAUGGAUGUUCGCACCAUAGGGAUAUGUGGUCUUGGUGGAAUAGGUAAGACGACUAUAGCAAAGGCCGUUUUUAAUGUCAUGUUUACAAAAUUUGAAGGUAGCAGCUUUCUUGCUAAUGUUAGAGAUGCUUCAAACCAACAAAAGGGUUUAGCUCUCUUACAAAAGCAACUUCUCUCCGAUGUCUUGAAGGAAAAAUAUAUAGACCUAGACAAUGAGGACCAAGGAAUCAAUAUUAUCAAAGAGCGUCUACGAUAUAAAAAAGUUCUUAUUGUUCUUGAUGAUGUGGAUGAAAUGGAGCAAUUUGAUAAAUUAGUUGGAGGUUGCUUUGGUCCAGGAAGUCGAAUCAUCCUAACAACUAGGGAUGAACAUUUGCUAAAUGUGCUGAAGGUGGAUGAAAAAUAUAUGGUCCAAACACUGGACCAAAAUAAAGCCCUUCAACUUUUCAAUAGGUAUGCCUUUCGACAAGAUCAUCCAUUAGAAGGCUUUGAGCAGCUCUCAGAUGAUGCAAUAAAUUAUGCAAGAGGCCUUCCUUUAACACUAAUGAUUUUGGGCUCUCAUCUGAGAGAAAAAAGUGAAGUUGAGUGGAAAAGUGAAUUAAUGAAAUUAGGAAAGAUACCCAAUGAUCCGAUUUUAGAAAAACUUGACAUAUAUGAUGUAUUGGAUGAUUUUUGCAAGACCAUAUUCCUUGAUAUAUCAUGUUUUUUCAUUGGAAAGGACAAAGACAUUGCAAUUAAAAUUCUGGAUGGUUGUGGCUUGCCCGGGGAAGCUGGAAUAAAACUUCUCACAGAGAGGUCUCUAGUAACAAUUGAUGAAGAUAGCAAGCUAUGUAUGAAUAAUCUUAUUCGAGAUAUGGGAAGGGAAAUUGUUCGUCGACAGUCCCCUGAGAAUCCUGAAGAUCGUAGCAGAUUGUGGGACCAGGAUGAUGUCUUGGAUGUAUUGAGAAACCUCCGUGGAACUGAUGCAAUUGAAGGUCUUCAAUUAAAGGGAAAAGAGUUUGGCCCAUUGAAAACUGAAGGAUUUUCUAAAAUGCCUAAUCUAAAAUUACUUGAAGUUGAUUGUCCAAGAUCCAGCGUCAAUAUAGAUUUGGGACACUCUUUUCAGGACGGGGGUUUUUUUUUCAGAAACUUAGUUUGGGUUUGUUGGAAAGAAUUCCCUUUUGAAUAUAUACCAAAUCAUUUUCAUCUUGGGAACCUUGUUAUUCUUGACAUGCAAGAGAGCAAACUCAAAGAAGUUUGGAAGGAAACAAGGAAUCUCGCAAUGUUGAAGGAACUCAAUCUUAGUAAAUCUCCUUACCUAAAACGUACACCGGACUUUUCAAAGCUCUCGAACCUUGAGAAACUGAUUCUCAAUGGAUGUAAAAGUUUGGUUAAAGUCCAUAAGACUAUUGGUCUUCUUAAGAAACUUGUUUACUUGGAUCUAGGGGAUUGCAGCGAUCUCAGGAAUCUUCCAAGCGGUAUUAGUAAAUUGGCAUUGCUUGAAACACUUGAUGUUUCUUGUUGCAGCAAUCUCAGUAAUCUCCCGAGUGGUAUUUCUUUUUGCUCAAAGCUUGAAACCCUGAACAUGUGGAAUUGCCCCAGACUCAAAUCACUCCCAAUGCUUCCAUCAAGUUUGCGUUCUCUUUAUGCAUCAUGUUGCAACAAGUUGAGAAGGAUACCAAAUCUGUCAAAUUCGAAGUACCUAAUGAAGCUAGACCUUUCACGCUGUGAAAAGCUAACUGAAAUUGGGGGCUUAGAUGGUUUGAAGUCUGCAACAACUAUAAAACUAAAUGACUGCGUUAAUUUGAAAACUUCUAUCAAGAAGAGAAUCUUUCAGGAAAUAUCUAAAGACGUCGGAAAUACGGAAGUGUGCAAGAUCAUUAUGGGUGGGAAUGAGGUUCCAGAGUGGUUUGGCUUUCAAAGUGAGUCACCUUCGUUGUCUUGCGAGGUUACUCGACUUCACAACAUGGAUAUUCAAGGGUUAAUUAUAUGCAUUGUUUGUUCACACACCAUAAGAGAAGAAUGGUUGUUCGACAACGAUUUUAAAGUAGUGGUUGCAGUUUUUAUUGAAUCAAAGAAUUCUACAUGGAGCCAUAGAAGUGAAAUUUCACUUGACCGUAAAGGAAUGACUACUUAUGCUAUCAAGAUACCAAAUUCUGUUUGGGAAACAAUUGCUGAAUAUGGGAACACGAUCAAAGUUUCAAUCGAGGGAGGCUCUCACUAUGAUGUGAAAUCUGGGAUGGUGAAGAAAAUUGGGACGAAGAAAAUUGGGGUCCAUUUCCUCUAUGUGUCACAGGAAAAUCCCCAAGCAUCCCUAAGCAUUCAACGUUGUGGGUUCCUUCAAUCAUUUGGGAGGUUUUUCCAAGUUCAAUAAGGUAAUGGGACGGGUGGUAGCAAACAAGACGAAGCAGAAGGUAUUGCAGAAGGUGUAGAAGCAGCAAAGGCUCUGGGUUUGCAUAGGGCAAUGUAUAUAUAUAUACAUAUAUAUAUAUAUAUAUAUAUAUAUAUGACUGCAAAGGCGUGGUAGAUCAAUUGAAUCUUCUGAACUUCAACACAUGGAUCAAUGGAAGAUGGCUUUCAUUUUCUUUAACAUUAAAAGCCUUUUUUCCAUGCAUUUAUGUACUUUUUAUUAUAAUUUGUGAGGAAAUAGGUUCCAAGGUUAUGCUGUUGGAUGUUUUCUUCAGAUUGCCAAAUAAACCUGAUGGAUUAGUUGCUUCAUGCUUUUGUACUCUUUUUGACAAAACCUCAAAAAAAGAGAUUUUUUGAAGUCAAUAUAAGUUGAAGUGUUGUUGUUGUGA
This is a messenger RNA of Macadamia integrifolia, 3502 nucleotides long. Its product is annotated as disease resistance protein RPV1-like. NCBI's taxonomy places the organism in Eukaryota, Viridiplantae, Streptophyta, Magnoliopsida, Proteales, Proteaceae. Gene Ontology annotation, molecular function: ATP hydrolysis activity; ADP binding. The record is from RefSeq and is a predicted model, not a curated record. Gene Ontology annotation, biological process: signal transduction; defense response. The coding region runs from base 97 to 3078 and encodes 993 amino acids. The transcript has 6 exons.